AUGGCGGCCACGAAGCUUGCGGGUGAUUGUGGAUUGCUUUUUGUUUUAGGCCGUGGUGACCUUGGCGGUAUUGACAGUGAAACUUUUGAUUUUAGCCAAUUGGAAGAAUACAUUAAUGACGACAGCGAAAGCAACAUCUAUUUCCAUGACGCCCUGGUUUCGUCCAGCGACUUGAAACUAGCGGAAAGUGCAGAAAAAUCGUUAUAUGUCCGAAUCAACAGUCAAAGCCUGCCGAAAGACAGCAUCCACGCUGCGGCCGAGGGACCGGAAGGGCACGGCCACAGCAUCGCCGCCGCUUGCGUCGCGCAGACCGCCAUCGAUUCCGUCCAUUCGCCUACCACGGUUCCACAGCAGAAGGGUUACAACAGACAUACCCGAAAUAAUUCCACCGAUGUCAGUUCAACCUUCACCAAACCACAUCAUCUCCCAGACAGCCCACCGGACUCUGGGUCAGAGCCACCUUUUUCUCCUCCGAAUGAAGACCCGAAGCUAAGGUGUCCGUCCAUCGACAUCCUCCAUCGUCAUCACCAUCUUCAUCAUCUGUCCACCGAAAUGUCCGUCCACCCCUCUGCUACCCUCAGCAACGGCAUGAAGCAUCCCUACCUCGGUUACUGCCAUUCCUUGCCUCUGAAGCACAUUCCUGAAGCGUCCAUUUCUUCGUCCACGUCACCCACGUCGUCAUCAUCUUCACCUCAUCACAUUCUGCCAGGAAGUCCAUUACCCAUUCACUCCGCUCAUUCAACUUCGAUGCCUGUGAUUGCUCCAGGUUCAACGCAGUCUCUAGCAGGCCAACUGUUGACACAGAUUCCACAGUCCAUGAUGUCUCCGUUCGUCGGGAACUCCUUACAUCAACAGUUGGUUGCUCCCAAUGGAGCGCAUCUUGGCCACAUCUAUGCUGGGAAUGAGGAGCUCCUUUAUGAAAACUUGUCGAGUCCGGUUACUUCGACAACGUCUACCAGCAAGAAGCGUAAGUUACCGGAAUCUCCCAAAACGCCAAGAAGUCAUGCCUACGGUGCUGUGCAGAUCAAGACAGAGCCUAGCGCUCCUUCACCAGACCCAUCUACAUCAGUGCUGCCAUCUAGCGACGAUGAUUACAACUUCGAACUAAGUGCCGCGGACGCCAAUGCUCUGUUCGUCGAUUCCAGUUAUCAGUGCAUCCGAUUUCAAGCAUUUCAACAAAACACUUGGGCUCAACUCCUAGACAAAGAUAUGAAGGAAAUCUCCUCUCCUAACUUCCGCGUGGAUGCCGACAAGGGCUUUAACUACAGCAACGCCGACGAAUCUUUCGUCUGCCAGAAGAAGAAUCAUUUUCAAGUGACCGUGCAUGUGCAGCCGCUAGCCGAAGCACACUUUGCACAGACACCUGAUGGCCCGAAAGCGAUCGAAAAAUUCGCUCUUCACUUCCAUGGAGUAAAAAUGGAAUCGCCGACGCAAAUGAUCAAAGUGGAGCAAUCACAGUCAGACAGGAGCAAGAGACCUUUCCACCCGGUUCCGUUGGAAAUGGUGACUGACCAAGUGACCAAAACCACGGUAGGUCGUCUGCACUUCAGCGAGACCACCUCGAACAACAUGCGCAAGAAGGGCAAGCCCAACCCCGACCAGAGAUUCUUCUUUCUGGUCGUCAGCCUCUGCGCGCAUGUCGCAGGUGACACCACACCAGUUACAGUCUGCGCCCAUGCAUCUGAAAAGAUAAUUGUUAGGGCUUCAAAUCCGGGGCAAUUCGAAAAUGAUAUGGAGUUGUCCUGGCAGAAAGGAAAUACUUUGGAUUCCAUAUUCCAUAACGGUCGAGUAGGCAUCAACACCGAUAGACCAGAAGAAUCGCUUGUGGUGCAUGGCAACAUUAAAGUCACCGGACACAUUCUCCAACCUUCAGACCUGAGAGCCAAAUUCGAUGUUAGAGAGUUGGACACGAAGGAGCAAUUGAAGAAUGUCUCCAAACUUCGGAUUGUGCGAUAUCACUAUCUGCCAGAGUUUGCUGACCACGUAGAACUGAACCACAUAUCAGACACAGGUGUCAUAGCUCAGGAGGUUCAACGCGUGAUACCAGAAGCUGUGAUUCCUGCUGGAGAUGUUCUGCUGAAAGAUGGUCGACUCAUUGAAAAGCUCCUUGUUGUGAAUAAAGAGCGAAUCUUUAUGGAAAAUGUCGGUGCCGUGAAAGAACUAUGUAAAGUCACCGAUAACCUGGAAAAUAGAAUCGAUGAGUUGGAGAGAAUUAACCGCAAGCUUAACUGUAUCAAGAGAACUGACAGCGUCAAAUCGACGUCAACAGACAGCCGGAUGAGCAACCCGACUUCAAGCGGAAAGCGAAACUGCCAUCGCAAAUGCGGAAAACUUCGUCCUGGAAACCACGCACUAUGCUCCAGUCACUUUGUCCAAACUACUAUUAUCAUCCUCGUCAUCAUCAUGGCUUGCUGUCUAAUGGCACUAGCGACCUUGUAUAUAAUGGAGUGGCAAAGCCGUCAUCACAACCCAUAUUUCAGAAAUCAUCUAGCGAUACAAGUUAAAAGUUCCUCUCACAAUAGCACUACUGCGCUACAAGACAGGUACGCCCUGCUGUCUUCACUGUUUCCUACUGCAUCAUCCUACAAAUAUACUUCUUUGAACCCUGACAAAACAUCAACGACGAAUCAAUUCGUACCCAAAUCAGAUUCGAAAAUACCUUCCCGAACGCCAAGUGGAGUGACCACGCCUGAUGACCUGCUGUACGGACAUCAUAGUGGCGACGUGGACUGCCUGUCCAGUGACUGCCCCGUGUACUGCUGCGAAUCCUACGCGGGAGAUGAAGAUUAUGUGCCUUUCCCACUCCAUGAGGAUGAAAGGGAGAACGAGCCCCACAUCGAGAAGAAGAGUGGAAAUUCCGCAGCUCUUCGUGAGCUAAAAAAGCAUAACCAUUCAGUAAUCUCACCCAACAAAAGUACUCCACAGACGUCAAAAGAGGAAUUGGAGUCACUUUUUGAUUCGCAUAAAAUGCAAAAAAGAAUGAUAGACGCUGCAGAGGACAAUGCAGAAAAUAUCAAUAUAUUCAGAUCAGAAUAUAAUUCAGAGCCCAUUCUUCGUCUGGUGGAGUUGAAUGCCACACUUUUGCCAGAGUUGUGUACCGAGGAACGUGUAGAUGGCGCUGCGGCAGCAUACAUAUCUUGUUCGAUAUACAUCUCCCGUCAUUUCCCGCAUCCAAACGUUACACUUCAUUUCAUGGCCGAGGACCAAGAUACCAUCAUCGAUUACUGUGGUGGAAAGCAAUAUUCAUCCUGCAACAGACUACAUAGAGAAGAUAAAACUCAUCUUUCGAAUAAAGUCACCAAGGGUGCAUUCAUUCCUCAGAAUCAUUCUUGGCAACUCCCCAUCGGGUCAUUCUUCAGAAGCAGGUAUCGAUUCAGGAUGAUACCACGCAGAUUCACAACGAAUCAACAGAUUUGUUCACUGAAUGCCAAUCACCGUCCAUUCACAGAAUAUGUUUUAACAUUCCAAAGAAGAUGCGACAAAUGAAAAGCCAAUAUCCUGCCUAAGAAACUGCCUUUUGUAUUUAUAAAUUUCCACUGUGUUCCUGGAAGAAGAAGAAAACUCAAAGGACUCGGUUUUGUGUAGCUUUGGUGCACAACUAGAAGAGAAGUUUUUCAAAUGAGACGCAAGUUACUGUAAAAAUUUUGAAUAAGUUUUACAGUGAGUGUGAGAGUUAUUUUGAAACUUAAUUGUGUCUCUAAAAACUUCAUUAAUUACUUGCUUUUAAUGAAGAUGAGCAUCGUAUUGCUCAUAGUAUGCAGUUGUUCAGAAAUCAAAAAGUGCAGAAUGCCGCCCUACUGGUAUGAUACAAUGAAGUUGUAAUAAUGCUGUUUAAAACUGUCCCUUUUGUCCUGUUUGCUCGAAACAGUAAAUUGUAUCGGUUCUAUAGCUCAGUUCCGCUUAUAGAUAGCAUUCGUUUUUUAAUAGCUCAAAAAUUAAAAAAACUAUUUUUAUAGUCUGUACUGGAUCAUAAAUGAAUUUUUAUUAAUAUCCCGCAAUCGGAAAUAAGUGAAACCCGAGUAAGUUGACCACUUACGGUGCACUACUUUAGUGAUCAACUUAAACAGGUGGUCAACUUACAGAGGUUGAUUUAUAUGAUUAGGGCUAAUUCCGUGCCUGAAAAAAGCGGUCAACUUACAAGGGUGGUCAACUUCAUAGGUUUUAUUGUAUUAUCAAUCAUGGAAAGAUUUUUGUUGCAUCAAAAACUUGCUGAUGAAAAAUAAUAAACGUUAUUACUUGCACUUAAAGUUCAAUAAUCUAUUGUACUGAUGUGAUUUCUUUUAAGAUAUGUUACAAUUGCAAUCUAUGAACGUAUCUCGUUUCUUAUACAUUUGUAAAUACGACGGAGAAAGAAAAGGGAUUUUUUUUUUCAAGAUACAAUUAGUUAUGCUUUAGAGUAGUAGCUCAAUUUUGCUCUUGACGCGUUGUUGUAUUUCCUAUUUAAAACUGCUUUUUGUUGCCUUCGAUUUUUCUCUUCUCUCUCAUGUAUGUAAUUA
Messenger RNA from Uloborus diversus, 4496 nucleotides. RefSeq names its product myelin regulatory factor-like. Lineage: Eukaryota; Metazoa; Arthropoda; Arachnida; Araneae; Uloboridae. The record is from RefSeq and is a predicted model, not a curated record. Gene Ontology annotation, biological process: protein autoprocessing; positive regulation of DNA-templated transcription. Gene Ontology annotation, cellular component: nucleus; endoplasmic reticulum membrane. The transcript has 24 exons. The coding region runs from base 1 to 3486 and encodes 1161 amino acids. Gene Ontology annotation, molecular function: DNA-binding transcription factor activity; sequence-specific DNA binding.